GAUUUAGAGAGUAUAAUAUCAAAAUCUCAUUCUCUACGAGAUCUGAAAUAAAAACGAAGAACCGGCGAAAUGUUGUUCUACUCAUUCUUCAAGUCUCUUGUGGGUAAAGAUGUGGUUGUCGAACUCAAAAAUGAUCUCAGCAUAUGCGGUACAUUGCAUUCUGUAGACCAGUUUCUCAACAUCAAACUUACAGAUAUCAGUGUCACAGACCCGGAUAAAUACCCCCACAUGCUGUCAGUGAAGAACUGUUUCAUCCGAGGGUCAGUUGUUCGUUACGUCCAGUUGCCACCAGAUGAGUGCGACACACAGUUGCUGCAAGAUGCUGCGAGGAAAGAGGCAGCUCAGAACAAGACGAGAUGAUGGGUGUGUGAAGAUUGCAAGCUUCAAUCUAUCAGUGCCUCAUUGGGACUUUUGUCAAAACUUUGAAUAAUAUGAGCCAUUCUCAGGGAAAACAGUGUUUAAUGCAUGUGCUUUACCCAUUUAUGCCCAGUGGACUAUCCCAUCCUUGUAAAUUGGAUCGAUUUAUUUUCAAAACUAGGGAUGUCUAGUAUAUUUAUUUCUAUAUUUAGAACAAUUCUUACAGAAAUUCCUUUAAGCAAACAGCGUAGACCCAGAUGAGACGCCUUAUCAUGCGGCGUCUCAUCUGGGUUUACGCUGUUUGCAGUGUCCUUUUUUCAGGACGCUAGGCAUGAAUGGGUUAUGCAGUUUCAAAUUAGCCUGUGUAGUCUGCACAGGCUUAUCAGGGACAACACUUUUGGCUUUGAUUACAUUUUUUGUUACAAGGAAUCCUGCGAAAAUACUGUGUAGGCGGAAAGUGUGAUACUUGAUAAGCCUGUUCAGACUGCACAGGCUAAUCUGGGAAGACACUUAAAGCACAUGCAUUAAACCCCAUUUUCCCAGAUCUCUGAUUUAAAUUCAUCUGUGCCCCAAUAACUCUGUUGUAGAAACUUCGAAUAAUAUUUAUCAUUGUUAGAAGAGUGCAAAAAUAUUGCCUAAGAUUCUUGUCUGAAGAUUUGCUAAACAAAAUAUAGGGCUGAGAUUUAAAAAAAAAUACCUGUUAGAGGUGCUUGGAGGAUGAUAAAAUGAAGUGUCUGACAGCUAUGUGGUUGGAAAAAUGUCUGACAGCUACGUGGUUGGAAAAAUGUCUGACAGCUAUGUGGUUGGAAAAAUGUCUGACAGCUACGUGGUUGGAAAAAUGUGUGACAGCUACGUGGUUGGAAAAAUCUCUCUGUUCGGAGAAUUCCUUUUGAACUGUACUAGACUUUGAAUGUAUCUAUAAGAAUAAUAGAACAAGUAAAGUACCUAUAUGGAAUCCUGCAUUCAGUAUGUGCUCCAUAACUUUAUUUCAUUAGUACAAUUUAUUUUAUGUAAAUAAAAGAAUGCUACUGUAUGCUACUCUAUAAAAUCAACAAUAGCCAAUAAAAAACACUUUGGGUGUGUUUAUUUGAGAGAGAAUUGACAAAUGAAAAAUGGAAAUUAAAGGGUGGGACAUAUUUGUAAAGGGUGGAGCAUUAAAAUGAAAAGGACCCUGUCAUUCUGCAUUAUAAAUUCCUCAUUACUAUCUAUGUGAAAAUAUGCUGGCAAGAUUGACAAUUUUAGCAGAUUAAUUUUCUCAAAGAAUAAUAAAAAUAUUUGUGUGAAUUUGUGUUACAGAUUCUGUGCGUAAUUGAAGUUAAAAUCAUUAACUUUCAUGAAAUAUUACCAUGGCAUGUUAAGUUUCAUUUUAAAUGAUGGAAUGUUUAAUCUAUGUCGUGUAUUUUAUUAUAUUUUAUUCAAAAAAUCAUAACAUAUGAAGUAUGGGCUGAAUAAGAAAGUUAAACAAACUAAAAAACACAAUGACAAGGGUAGUUUUGGUCAGUGAAAUGAAAGCCUAAAAUUCCCAAAUUUACCCCCCCCCCCCCCCCAA
Messenger RNA from Dreissena polymorpha, 1906 nucleotides. Its product is annotated as U6 snRNA-associated Sm-like protein LSm2. The transcript has 4 exons. Gene Ontology annotation, biological process: mRNA splicing, via spliceosome. Gene Ontology annotation, cellular component: precatalytic spliceosome; U6 snRNP; Lsm1-7-Pat1 complex. Bases 70 to 360 code for a protein of 96 amino acids. Gene Ontology annotation, molecular function: RNA binding. NCBI's taxonomy places the organism in Eukaryota, Metazoa, Mollusca, Bivalvia, Myida, Dreissenidae. The record is from RefSeq and is a predicted model, not a curated record.